AUGGCGACUACCAACCACACGUGCCAGAAGUUCACUUUGAAUACCGGAGCCAAAAUGCCCGCGGUAGGACUUGGAACUUGGAAGUCACCGCCAAACCAAGUCCGAGACGCUGUCUGCCACGCACUUCGAACCGGUUACCGUCAUGUCGAUACAGCUCUGAAUUAUGGUAAUGAGGUCGAGGUUGGCCAGGGCAUCAAAGAUUCAGGGGUUCCGCGAGAGGAGAUAUGGGUUACCACGAAGCUGGACAAUCCAUGGCACCACAGAGUCCGCGAAGGAUUCGACAAGUCUUUGAGCGACCUGGGACUUGAAUACGUCGAUUUGUAUCUCGUGCAUUUCCCUUGUUCCACAGACCCUGAAGAUCCUUCGAAGCAUCUGACGGAUUGGGACUUUGUAAACACCUGGCAAGAGAUGCAAAAGCUGCUGGAUACCGGAAAGGUCAAGAACAUUGGCGUGUCCAACUUUCAAAUUCGACACUUGGAAAAACUUCUGGGUGAUCCGUCUUGCAAGGUGGUUCCUGCCGUGAACCAGAUCGAGCUGCACCCUGGUAAUCCAUCUCCCAAAUUGUUAGAGUAUUGCGUGUCGAAAGGGAUACACUGUACAGCUUAUUCCUGCCUCGGAGGUGCAACAGACAACCCACUCUACAAGGAACCCGUAGUGUCGGAAACAGCUCAGACCGCCGGCAAGACCGGUGCCCAGGUUUUGCUGUUAUGGAGCCUCCAGAGAGGCACAAGUAUUAUCCCCAAAAGCGUGACACCUUCGAGGAUAGAGACGAACUUCCAGUUGGAUGGCUGGAAGCUGUCCCAACACGACAUGGAAGCUCUCAGUGGUAUCAAGACGCGGUUCAAGGUCGUCAACGAUUCGUGGAUGCCAAUCAAGGUAUUUUUCGGAGAUGACGAGUGA
Molecule: messenger RNA, 900 nt
Organism: Cladophialophora psammophila CBS 110553
Lineage: Eukaryota; Fungi; Ascomycota; Eurotiomycetes; Chaetothyriales; Herpotrichiellaceae
Product: alcohol dehydrogenase
Exons: 4
Coding region: 1-900 (299 amino acids)
Cellular component (GO): cytosol
Molecular function (GO): aldose reductase (NADPH) activity
Source: RefSeq, a predicted model, not a curated record